Messenger RNA from Paramuricea clavata, 858 nucleotides. NCBI's taxonomy places the organism in Eukaryota, Metazoa, Cnidaria, Anthozoa, Malacalcyonacea, Plexauridae. The record is from the annotation of a GenBank genome assembly.
AUGGCCUUAAACUCAACAAAUCAAACUUAUGAUCUGUUUGAUGUUAAAAAAAACAAAUUAUUAUGGCAAGGAGAUCUUUCUCAAUUAAAGACAUUCGUUGCGAAUGAAGUGAAUCAAAGAGAUGCUGAAAAUGCGAUAUGGCGAUCGCCGAGCGGAGGCACAUGGUGCUUUAAAGGCGAAGGCGAUGAUCUGUUAGUAACGUGGCACAGCAAAAGCAAAACGAUCUCUUUUGACGGUAAAGCGGCUGAUGAAAUUAAAGAACGAAUUCACGAAGCUAUAAGCAACAAAUAUACAGAUUUGACAAAUGUCGAAGUCGCAAAUGUAGAAGCCACCAAUGUUGAAGCCGCAAAGGUCGAAGCUACAAAUGUCGAAGCCACAAAUGUCGAGGCUACAAACGACGAAGCCGCAGAUAUCGAAGCCAGAGAUAAUACUAACGCUAUCGAAUUGGUCAACAUCAGUGAUUCUACCUUACUGCCUAAUGAUUUAUGCGGUAAGUGGUCUGAUCUAGCCGACAAGGUCGAAUUCCUCGAAGAUCGAAUGAAUAAUAACUUUAUGGAUAUCGCAAAAUCAAUAAACAGUUUGAAAGCAAAGGAAGGAUUAAAUACGGAGCUCUCCCGUGAAUAUGUUGAUAGUAUUGUGCGGGAAAAUGUAAAAUUAAGACAGGAUAAUGAAAAUUUAAGGGAACGUUCUGAAAAUCUUUCGUAUAUUAUAUCAGAUCUAAACACUAAAGCUAAAAGAUUUGAAAAUGAGAAAGAAUCCCUGAUUACAGCUUUGGGAAUGUUACAAUCAGAUCUAAAUGAGAAAUAUAAAGGGGCUGAUUGGCAAACUGUCAAAGGUUCUGUUAUAAAAAAACGGUAG